AUGUUUGAAAUUAGACUAAACGAUAAUAUCGAAAAACUUUUACUAAAAACUCUACAAAAUAGAAAUACUUUGAUUAAAAUUCACCAAAAGAUAGAAGACUCAGUUACUUAUUUAACCACAGCCAAUAUACAAAAGAUUCUAUCAAAAAAAAGCAUAAAAUGUGGAGCUCUUGCCGAGCUUCUUGAAAUAAAUAAUAUUAAAGAAACUCCAUUAAUCCCACAGAAUAAUGGUAUUGAUAUGUCUGCUAUUUUUACCCCAAAACAACCAUUAGAAUGGAAGUUCAAAGAAACCCCUAAACCAGGAAGUAAUUAUAGUCCAGAAUUUAAAGCUCAAUUAGAAACACUAAGAGCAAGACAACAAGAAGUAGAAUAUCAGAAUAUGGUUACUGGUGGAUUUAUUGGUGACAAUAAUGAUAAUAGUAGUGGCGGUAAUAGAACAAUUACAAAUAGAUUCAAAAAAGGUAUUUAUGCAGACAAGUCGAUAAAUUAUAAUGACAUUGACGAUGAAGAAUUGAGUUUGGUUGAGAUUAACAGACAAAUAAAAGAACAAUUAACUACUGUAUUUAAUAUAAUUAUUUCUGUAAUAUCUGUUGUGUGGGCGGUAUGGUAUUGGGCAGGGAAAUACGUUUCUGUAGAAUACAAAGUAUUGCUUUGCCUAUUUUUUGGUAUUUUGGUUUUAGUUGCCGAUAUUGUUGUAUAUAAUAGUUACUUAAGAAAAAUUAAUGAAGCUAAAAAAGUAGAAAGAUCUAAAAAGGAAAAAAAAAGGAUAACCAAAAAAAUAAUCGUUGGAACUAGGAAUACUAACGUGAUUAAUGACAAAUAA
Messenger RNA from Saccharomycodes ludwigii, 822 nucleotides. It is a transcript of the gene VPH2, whose product is annotated as Vph2p. Lineage: Eukaryota; Fungi; Ascomycota; Saccharomycetes; Saccharomycodales; Saccharomycodaceae. The transcript has a single exon. Gene Ontology annotation, cellular component: endomembrane system. The record is from RefSeq and is a predicted model, not a curated record. The coding region runs from base 1 to 822 and encodes 273 amino acids. Gene Ontology annotation, biological process: vacuolar proton-transporting V-type ATPase complex assembly.